CUGGAAGUGACCAACGACAUCAUAAUAGCGUACACAUGUACAUACUGUAAAUAGGUAUAGUAGCUUCGGAAUUUCAGCACCCUUCUUCCUUCAACUCCCAACCCGAGCAACAAACCAAAAACCACAUCACUCGGAAGAAAAGCCAAAAGGGAUCAGGCCAACGAAAAAAAAAGAAAAGAAAAGAAAAGAAACCAGCAAUGCGUCUCCCGCCCCUCAGCAGCCUCCUCCUAGGCGCCGCCUCCCUCCUCCUCCUCCCCCCCUCCGCCACCGCCGUUACCCACCACCCCGAACCUCAAACCACCGUAUCCCUCUGGAUCCCCUCCUCCGCCAUCCUCCCAAACCCACGCACGCUCUCGGCCACCACGCACGCGACGCUCACAGCUCUGCGCUCCUUCCACGACGCCCCGCUGUCGACCUCGGGGGCCUUCGUCUUCCGCAACGUGACGCCCGGCUCCUACCUCGCCGACGUGCACUGCGGCUCCCACGCCUUCGCCCCCCUGCGCAUCGACGUCGUUGCAGCUGACGAGGCGUUGCUGGUGAGAGCGUGGGAGACGUACCGCGGCAACGACUGGGAGAACAAGGGCCCCGAGGUGCCGCGCACCGCCGGCGGAGCCGCCGGGUUUGCCAUGCGUGCGCUCGCGCCCAAGGAGUAUUAUGUUGAGAGAGGGUCUUUCUCGAUCCUCGGCAUCCUCAAGAACCCCAUGAUCCUCAUGGGUCUCGUGAGCAUGGUUCUCUUCAUCGGCAUGCCGAAGCUUGUCGAGAACAUGGACCCCGAGAUGCGCGCCGAGUUCGAAGAGCAGCAGCGCAAGAACCCCAUGAACAGCAUCAUGGGCGGCGGCGGCGGCAGCGGCCAGGGAUCCGGCGCCAACCCCAUGGGCAACUUCGACAUGGCUGCGUACCUUGCCGGCCAGGGGACCGGGAAGAAGGAAGAAGCCCCCGAUAAUGCCGGCAGUGUGGCGAAGAAAGGUGGGCGGAGGAAGGGGGAGUAAGGAAUGAAUUGGCUGUAUCGGAUUAGGAGAGGAAAGUAAGGCUGGCUUUACUGGCUUUAUGGAACGUGGGAUGGAUGAUCCGGGUAUACUUUGCUUGUCUAGGUGUCUGCCUAUAUGCGGCCUACGUGGGCAUUUAGGUACCUGGAUACCGUCCCUAAUUUACCUAGAUACCUACCCAGGUAUAUACGAGAAUAGGAUAGAAUGAGCAAAGAAGACAUGUGUAAUGUACGUGUCUACACCAAUUGAACGCGAAUUCAAGACUACCUAGUUAAGAAUAUUCACCUAGAUAGACACACAUCAUUACUCAUUUGCAAACGCAUUCAUG
Messenger RNA from Hypoxylon fragiforme, 1314 nucleotides. RefSeq lists its product as uncharacterized. The record is from RefSeq and is a predicted model, not a curated record. The transcript is spliced from 4 exons. The coding region runs from base 198 to 989 and encodes 263 amino acids. Gene Ontology annotation, cellular component: EMC complex. NCBI's taxonomy places the organism in Eukaryota, Fungi, Ascomycota, Sordariomycetes, Xylariales, Hypoxylaceae.